AUGCCCCGCACCAGUUCACGCGCCAAGACGGCAUCCCCGCCGUCGCCGCCGGAGGCGGCGGCGGCGGCGACCGGUUCCCCGCAGCGCACCCCUGUGCCGUCCCCAUCCACCUCCCCCCACGACGACAGCGCCGGAUCCCUCGACCUCAAGAAACCCGUCGCCGUGCCUCCCCGACACAGCCUGCGCCUCGCGGGCGCCGCCCUCCGCCUCGGCCUCGGCCCCGCCUCCCCCGAUGACGACGACGACGUCGGCGCAGGAUCCCCCAACCUCAGCCCCCCCGCCGCCGCGCCUCUCCGACGCAGCCUGCGUCUCGCGGGCGCCGCCGCGGGUAGUCCGAACACUCCCUCCGCGCGAGACGGCAGUUCCUCCGGCUCCGGCUCCGGGUCCGGGUCGGGCGCGGGCGAGAAGAGGGCGGGGAGGUCCCGUGCUCGAGUCUCCGGCUCUUCGCUUGCUACUACCGUCUCGCCAAGGACCGGGAACUCCAGUAGCUAUGGCGGUGGGUCGGGGGCGGAUAGGGCUUUGGCGAGCGGCGACGGUUCUGGCGGUUCGGAUCCGUUCACGACCCUGCGGUCACUGUCUCGGAUCAGGAAGCGGCGGAUGGAGGCAGGCGGAGAGGUGGGGAGUGGGUCGUCUCGUUGA
Molecule: messenger RNA, 639 nt
Organism: Miscanthus lutarioriparius
Lineage: Eukaryota; Viridiplantae; Streptophyta; Magnoliopsida; Poales; Poaceae
Source: the annotation of a GenBank genome assembly